Messenger RNA from Drosophila subpulchrella, 1003 nucleotides. RefSeq names its product cuticle protein 7 (gene Cpr62Bb). The record is from RefSeq and is a predicted model, not a curated record. Gene Ontology annotation, cellular component: extracellular matrix. NCBI's taxonomy places the organism in Eukaryota, Metazoa, Arthropoda, Insecta, Diptera, Drosophilidae. The transcript has 5 exons. The coding region runs from base 186 to 764 and encodes 192 amino acids.
GCCGACUUCGCUGCCCGCGACUUUCGCACAUUUCGCGCUUAUUUAAUGGAAACUUGCUUUUAGAAUCGCCACAGUAUUCCGGGCAGCUUUGCGGUGUUUGUAUCUGGUGCCGUUGAAUCACUCCAACAAAUAUUUUACACGUUUCAAACGCUUUUGAACCAAAAAAUAUAUAACCCAUAUAUAAAAUGGCAAACUUCGUGUGCUUCGUUAUCCUUUCGUUGGCCCUUUUCGCCAGUGUUGCUGUGGCGCGACCGGGAUAUGCCCUGGAUUAUUAUGACCAUCCGAAAUAUGCCUUCAACUAUGGGGUGGCCGAUCACAGCACGGGAGAUGUGAAGUCCCAACAUGAGACUCGAGAUGGUGAUGUGGUCAAGGGUCAAUACUCUCUGGUUGAGCCCGAUGGUUCCAUCCGCACUGUGGACUACACGGCGGACUCCAUUCACGGCUUCAAUGCGGUGGUGACCAAGUCUGGACCCACUGUGCACGCCCAGGCUGUGGUGGCCAAUCCUAUUGUGGCCCACAAGCCCAUCCUGGCCCACUACGAACCGCAGGUGGUGAAGCACGUGGCUCCUGUGGCCCAUGCCCCACUGGUGGUGGCCUCCCCGGCGCCCUAUGUGGCCAAGCACUAUGCUCCGGCGGCAGCUGCUCCCAUCCACUACGACUACGACGAUGGCUACUACAACCAGGGCCAGCAGUACGAGUACAUUCCCCAGUACGACCAGUACAACUACGGCCACUACGCGAGUCCCUAUGCGGGUCACUACUAGGAUGGACUCGAAACUCCGACCUUUCGUAGACGUUUAAGCCCACUUAGUUGUACACCACCACCACCACCACCACCACCCGGAAACUCACUGGAUUCUCUCAGUGCAGCUCGCGAAGGAACUUUGAGAUCUACGCUACGCAAUCGAACAAAAGGGAAAACAUCAAGGUUAAUCUUACUUAAGUUAUGUAACAAAUUUGUAAAAUAAAGAUUCGAAAAAAUGUUUAAGUGGAAAUACGAAAA